This is a messenger RNA of Amyelois transitella, 2591 nucleotides long. It is a transcript of the gene Nup50, whose product is annotated as nuclear pore complex protein Nup50. The record is from RefSeq and is a predicted model, not a curated record. Gene Ontology annotation, biological process: protein import into nucleus. The coding region runs from base 235 to 1872 and encodes 545 amino acids. Gene Ontology annotation, cellular component: nuclear pore. Lineage: Eukaryota; Metazoa; Arthropoda; Insecta; Lepidoptera; Pyralidae. The transcript is spliced from 2 exons.
AAAUCACAUACAAUUCAUCUUCUCUUUCCAAUCUAACCAUUCCUGCAAGCAUGUUUUGUAAUUUUUUCAUCCAGUCUCGAUUUUAUUAGUAGUUUUUGAGCAGCGGAUUCAUUAUUAAAAAAUAAGAGAAAUCGUCCAUGUAGAUCAUUUGCGUCGUUAUUAAAAUGAUCAAUCCAAAGUAGCUAAUAAAAGAUUUCUGCUUGGACCUUGUUGUAUUCGAGAUAAAGAAAUACAAUGUCCAUAAAACGGCAAGCUACCACUGAACUUAACCAUGAAAAUUGGGAUCAAGAUGAUCCCAGUGAACAGGACGAAAUAGGGACAUUCAAAGCUGCACCCAAGGAUGUCCUUGAAAAACGUGUGAUCAGGACUGCUAAGAGGCGAUCUCAUAUGUCCGGCAAUGAGCCAAACAAGACAGUCUUCAGUGGAUUUGGUGGUUUCAACAAGACACAGCCAUCAUCAUUUGAUUUUUUGUCAAAUUUAACAAAUGGAAAUAAGAAUUCACUAUCUCCAGCAAAUAAAAGUGAUACAACUGUUACAUCAACAAUAUUCAGCAAUACACCAAUUUCCAGCAAUUCAAGCAAUGGUAUAUUUGGUGUGCACCCACCAGCUGAGCCCAAACCUAUGUUUGGAUUGGGAACAAAUCAAAUAACUCCUAUGUUUGGGAGUACUACAUCAAUUUCUUCUGCUACCAGUGCUCCGUCACUAUUUACUGCUUCCAAAGCAGACUCAACUGUUAGUGAUUCACCGUUUAAAAUUCAAACCACUACAAGUUCACCCAGUGGCAAGAAUGAGACUAAACCUAAUGUAUCAGUACCACAAGUGUCGUCCACUAUGUUUGGUGGAUCAACUACAAAUAGCAGCAAAUUAUUUACAGGAACAUCAAGUUCAUCACCAUUUAGUAUAAAACCUGUUAUUGGAGGAGCACAAAGCAGCUCUGGAUCAUUGUUUACAACUGGUAACAACUCUAGCUCUACUAAAGAGGACAAGCCAGCACAGAAAGAUGAUGAUAAAAAAAUAACUUACUGUUCUAAGUUGAAAGGACUAAAUGAGUCUGUGUCUGAUUGGAUCAAAAAACAUGUUGACGAAACCCCAUUUUGUAUUCUUACUCCAAUAUUCAAAGACUAUGAAAAGUACUUGAAGGAAAUUCAAGAUGAAUAUCAAGGAGAAACAAAAGAGCCUAAAACAAAGCUUGUUACAAAUGUAUCAACAUUCCAAAUAGAAAAUAAUAUAUCAAAAUCGACAGGUUUUUCACUUGGCAGCACUUUGAAUAACUCUGAAAGUGGAGAAUCUAAAACUGAAGCAUCUAAACAAGUAGGAUUUGGUAUUCCAAUGAUAGCAACAACAACAACAGCAAGUUCAUCAUUAUUUUCGACAAACACAGUUACAAACUCUAAUGGGACUACACCAUUUUCAUUCGGUAUUGGAAAGCCAUUCAGUUUUAAUUCUAAUGUCCAAGUGCCAGCCACUACAGAACCUAAAACUAAUGAUAAUGAAGAUGAGGAUGCACCACCUAAAGUAGAAUACAAACCUAUAGCAGAGGAAAACAGUAUUUAUGAACAGAAAUGUAAAGUUUUUGUUAAGAAAGAUGGAAAUUUUGUUGAUAAAGGUGUUGGUACUCUUUACAUUAAGAAAAUUGAAGAAAACAAUAAACAUCAGUUAUUAGUUCGCGCAAACACCAGUUUGGGAAAUGUUUUGAUCAAUUUAAUUCUUGCUUCUGCAAUACCAACCCAGCGUAUGGGCAAGAAUAAUGUUAUAAUGGUUUGCAUUCCAACUCCAGAUUCCAAACCUCCACCUGUUCAAAUACUUAUAAGAGUAAAGACUACAGAAGAAGCAGAUGAGUUACUAGAAAUGCUGAACAAAUACAAAUCAUAAAUAAAGUAGCUUGAGUAUUAUUUUCAGGCAAGAAAAUUGAAAUUUUCAUAAUUAUUAUCAUUUGAUUUAAUGAUUUUUGUUUACAUUGCUCGUUACAAAUUAUGAAACACAAUAUGGGUUGUUAUGAGUUAAUUAACAAGUAAAAUUAGACCUAUUAACUAAGACCGAAGGAACAGAAAGCCUAACAGUUGAGUGUGUGGCUUAUCAGUCUUUCAAGACUGCUAGCUCUGUCUAUCCCGCAAGGAAUAAAGACGUGAUUAUAUAAAUGAAUGAAAAGACUGUAGAAAUAUUUUUUAAGUAUUUUCUAGUAUGAAUUAGUAAUUACAUUCUUAAAUAACAGACAAAACUUGCAAAAAAGUAGAAAGUACCCAUGAUUCUAUGCUGCUGCUGUAUUGAGUUUCUAUGAUAUAUCCUAGAACAAAAGUUAGACUAUUUAUGAUUUGGCGCAUAUUUAACGCAUGCGUAUAUACCUUUAUUUUAUCUCUCACUAAUAAAAGUAAAAGUUUAAAAUCAGUUAUGACCAUAACAGAAAACUAUGUUAACUAUAAUAAUCCAAUAUUACCUUACUUAGUAGUACUUACAUGUUUUUUAAAGUCAUCGUGUAGUAAUAACUUAAUUUUUAACUCAAAAUUUAUAUUGAAUCAGUUUUUAUAAUGUAAAUCAAGUAAUAAUUGUACAUGAGGAAAUCUGGAAUAUAAUAAGCUUGUAUUGAUUUUAAA